Messenger RNA from Cherax quadricarinatus, 5854 nucleotides. Its product is annotated as gem-associated protein 5. Gene Ontology annotation, biological process: spliceosomal snRNP assembly. Gene Ontology annotation, molecular function: mRNA 3'-UTR binding; protein binding. NCBI's taxonomy places the organism in Eukaryota, Metazoa, Arthropoda, Malacostraca, Decapoda, Parastacidae. Gene Ontology annotation, cellular component: nucleus; SMN complex. The record is from RefSeq and is a predicted model, not a curated record.
UUGUUAUAAAUUUUAUUAAAUUUAUGCAUAUAGUGUAGUACAGUAUACCUGGAGAGGGUACUGUAUUAAAUUUUGUCAUUGUAAACUUGAGAAGUAAAUGCUCAUCUGUGAAAUGUAUGAGUUUUAAAUUUAUUUUUGUGUAAAUUUCCUUCUAGUUAAUGAACAAGACAUUCAAAAUAUUUUGAUUUCAAUACAGCAGACUGCUGUAUAGCCCUUGUGGCUUAGUGCUUUUUGAUUAUAAUAAUAAUAAUACAGCAGACUGCUACUACUCAGCUGAUAAGUUUUUUUCUAAAACAAAUCUAGUACCAUAAUGAUUGAUUCAUACAAGGAUGAGGAUCACUUUUGGGAGAGGGGUAAUUUUCUAAGUUUUGGGCCACUUCCAAAGUGCCACUUCCAUUGCAACAUUAAGGACCUGGUCAAACAUGAGAUUGGAGACGUUCUCCUUCCACCAUCUCCCAAUUGGUUCAUAAGUGAUGCUGUGGACUGUCGUUUGGAAGAUAAUCUGCUGGUAACUGGGGCCUUCAAAGCCAUUAUAGUGUACAAAGUAUCUACAGAGAGAAGAUUGCCAAAGGUGCUCAAGGUAAUCCCUCACAACAGUGAAAGAGUAUUAUCUAUUCGAUUACAUCGCAGAGCAUUUGAACCUGAUUAUGGACACACAGUCGCAAGUACUGCUGAUACAUCAACCAUCAGGCUAUACAAUUUACACACUGGUGAUGUCAUAGCAACCCAUUAUGAACAUCAGGGUCUGUCUGUAAAUGGCAUUUGUUGGGGCAGCAUUGGAGGAGAAGAAGUUGUGGUGACAGUUGGCUGUGGUGGCAGAAUGGUAGUGUGGCAAGCCAGGCACGGUGUUACCCGUGUCCACACUCUUCAUCAAUUUUCUGAACUGACCUUGGUAGAGGCUAAUCCUAAAGAACCUUCACAGGUUCUAAUCGCAGCUGAACAGGAUAUUGCACUGGUUUCUCUCAAAGAUGGAGGAAUUCUAACUCAUCUGCAAGGCCAUGACUAUGUGAUCUACUCUAUAAAAUGGUAUGUUGGCAAAAAUAAUCCAUUCUUGGAUGACUCUGAACCUGUCAAUCACAGGGCUGAAGGCCUGAAGCAAGGCUGUGCUAAGCUCACUGAAUGUAAUGAAAGAAAUAGGAUUAAAGAAAAUAGUAGGCAGCAGAACACAAAGGCCUUGGGAAGUUUUGAUGGCCAGUACUUUGUGUCGUCUGAUUAUGGUCGCAACAUCUUGCUGUGGGACCUAUCAGCCAAACGAUACAUCACCAAAAUAAAUGUUCCUCUCUCAGCGUCAGCCUUCAAAAAGCAGAUGUCUGGUAAAGAGAAGAACAGUGGAAAGCAACAUAUAGCUUUGGCAUGGCAUAAUGGCAACCUUCUAACAUCAACUGUUAGAGGAGAACUACUACUGUGGACACUGCAGCCUACAGGGUCCAAGUUCAAAGCGUUACAUCACUUACACACACGAGCCAUCUACAAUGUGGUGGUGAUAGGAGAUGUGGCAGUUACCAGCGGACAAGAUCGUUUUCUCCAUGGUUUUCAUAUUGGCAACUCAUCUCAUUUAUUUCAAGUACCAACACUUGGUGCUUGUGCUACAUCUCUGUCCUUCUGCCCACAUGAUGCCAACAGACUUGCUAUUGGAUCUCAGGAGAACAAUAUAAGACUUCUGAAUUUUGGAAGUGAGAUACCUUUGCACACGCAACUAAUUUGGCAGAAUAUUAAAGGAAAGAUCUUGUCCCUUUCAUGGCACCCGGCUCAUGAGGGUUGGUUACUGUUUGGCACGGGAUCAGGUCAAGUAGGAUGGGCAGAUGUGUCAAGUGGACGAGUGACGACAUUUGCUUACUACCAUCAGAAGGCAGUGUAUAAAGUUGAGUGGGGACCUUCGGUCUGUCCUCAGCAAACGGGGCUAGCGGAUAAUUGGUGUGCUUAUUCAUUUGGAGAUAGGGAAAUUGUAAUACGCAAUUCAUCUGACCCCAUGGCAGAUUCAAUUCGCUUACACAAACUAGCCCAAGAGAUGGAUGCUGUGAAGAUUCCUAAGGAUGUUACUGAAUUUUCCUUCAGUCCAGACUACAAAUAUUUGGCAAUUGGAUCACAAGAUGGACAGGUGCAAGUUCAUCAGAGUUGUGACCUUAAGUUGAUGGUGACACUAGUAGUGGUGAGAAAGGCUAUUCAACAUCUCCUUUGGCAACCACCUUCAGACUCCAGCAUUCCGUACAUCUUAGCUAUUGGCUCGAGUGAAAAUAAAAUCCAAAUUUUUAACUUGGAAAAGAAUUUUAAAGGAGAGGAAGGUGGUAAUGUUCUGACUCAAGCUACCCAAGAGCUGUGUGGUCAUGAGUCAAGAGUUGUGUGGUUGGCAUGGUCGCCUCACAAGACUGGAGUUCUUGCCUCGGCUUCUUAUGACCACACUGUUCAGUUGUGGGACACAAAAACAGGAAAGCCCAUGGUCAAUUAUGGUGGACACACAACAAGAGUCUUCCGUGUAGAGUUUAGCCCGGCUGAUCCUGACCUGUUGUACAGCUUUGCUGAAGAAAACAAUGUACAUGCCUGGCGUCCUUCCAAGUUAAAGUGCAAAACUUCUAGUGAGAGUAGUGCAACCCUGAAAGAAUACCUUCCCAAAAAAGUCAAGGAGAAAGAACAAACAGCAGCAGCAACAGCUGCAACAGCACAGGCAGUUGUAAAGGAAGCCGAGAAGCCCCAGAAAGUGUCAGCUUCUAGUGAAAAGAAAACAGGAGCUAACAAGAGCAGUGGGCAAAAUUUUCCAUCUAGUAAUGCUAGUGGUGGUAAGAAAGCUGUAUACAAGUCAUUCUUUCCCAAGCUUCACAUGGUGUGCUCUCGCAAGAAAAGCUUUCACCAAUUAGCCAUCCUUAAUCUUCUGGCUCAGCUUAAAGUGACAAAUAUUUCAGGCCUCAAUAACAUAAAUGAAUGUGAAAUAAAAGAAGUGGAAGAAGAUUUGGAAGAAGAUUUAGGAGAGGACAGUAACUCUAGGGAUGAAGGCGAGGAUGAUUAUCGUUCUGUUAUAGUCGACACGACAGAAAAAUAUUCCUACAUUUUAGAAAAAGACUCUGAAAUGGCUACUCCGGAUGAUUUCAUCUAUGCGCUGAACAUGUUUGGAAACCCACAUCAAAUGGACACACUCCUGACUUCUGAAAUUGAACAUCAUGAAGCUCGUGGGAAUGACAGUCAAGUUGGCCUGAUGCACUGCUGGAGAGGCACCCUGGAUGAGCAUAUCCGUUCUGCUGCUAGACACAUGAAGCUUACUCCUUUCUUGGUGGCUUCUGCACCACAGGUCUCUAUAAACUUGUGGAAGUUGGCAAGUGAAGCUUAUGCAGAACAGCUGGUUAAUGAAGGGGAUAUUGUCACUGCUGCAUCAUAUCUUGUAAACAUUAGCAAAGUCAAAGAAGCUGUUAAAUUACUGUUGAAGUACAGGCUUUAUCGAGAAGCAUUAGCCAUAACAAAAUGUCGUCUGGGAUACGAUGAAGAAAUGGUGGAGACAGUUGUGACCACAUGGGCUGCUUCUGCUAUCUAUGAAGGAAACUUUGACCUUGCUUCAACCCUACAUUUGAGUCUUGGCCAUGUGGAAGAUGCUGCACACUGCAUGUCUAGGAGGAGUGAUCCUGGGGCAUUGUUUAUCUCUGCCAAGUUGUACGAACAUGCAGGAAAUGUUGAGUUGACCAAUUCUGUUGGAUUGUUAGCCCUCAGAGAAGCAGCUUUGAAACAUGAGCAUCUGAAAAUUGACUCGUUCAUAAAUCAUUUGCCCAACCUUAAUUGGUUCCGGACAAUCUUUUGCUGCCAUAAUGUUAUACUAGACUUACUGCAGCAGGUCACCAUGGAUAAGGAAGGGCAGGUAAAUUAUCUUACAAAAAGUAGAAGGAAACAGAAGAAUCAAGUUUAUCAAGAGACUCCAAAUGAAAGCAAGAUAGUGAAUGAAACUGCUGAUAUUGAAGGCAAGAGUAACAUUAAUGCAAAUGUAAAUGGUGAUGUAAUAACCCCAAGAAACACACAGAAUUGUACAUCUGAAGAAUGGGUUCCUUUAUUAGAACGAAUCGAAGAAGAGUGGCUAGCGCAAGGCAUUACUCGAGAACAGUAUCCCCAGCUCUAUGAAACAAUUACCCUGAACUUUUCUACUCAACAGAUACCCACUUCAGUUAAGCAGCUUUGGUUCCUAGUGUCAGUGGCGCUGAGUGAAUAUCUCAUGAGUUCCUGCCUGGAGUCGUGGGACCAACAUCUGACUACAGCAUUGGGAUAUGUUGUGUCAUGGGGCAAAGCUGACCACAUCUUUCACCUCACACAUGCAUUGCUUCCAAAAGGAGUAAACUGUUUGAUGACACUAGGAACGACAGUAGUAAAUGAAGUGGAUAAAGAUGCCUCAUCAACUGUUAACCAUUUACGCCAUCUAUACUAUGCUGCAGAAAUAUCAAUUUUACAUUUACACAUUCAUACUGAUGAAUUUUGGUCAAAACUGCACAGCCACUCCUCUGACAUAAAAAAUGAAAUUCCUGAAGGUGAGACAUUAAGACAUAGUGAAGAAUUAGAAACUAUAGAUAAAGAAUCUAUCCCUUCCGAAUUUGCUAAGGAAGGCGAGACUACUGUGGCAUCUAAGUCUGGAACUCUGACAGUACCAGCAGAUAAGUCAGAACACAUGGAUUCAACAGAAAAGGAAAUAAUUGAGUAUGGGAGGGCAUAUUGUCUUCCUCAGUCUAGUAAUGAAUUAAUUACAGUUCUGAAUUUAUAUUUUGACAAUCUGAACCCAACAUAUAUGUCUGCCCCAGAUGUGAUGGGACUCAACUCAGGCCUAUCAAGUCCUGAAAAGCUAUUACUAGAAAUUAUUUUGAAACUUAGGGAGAGAGGAGACAUAAGUGAAGAUGAAAUAAGAAAACUUCUUUGUAAAGUUCCUGCUAAUAGAAAUAUUUUUUAGUAAGUCAUUAAUGCACUUCAGUUUUAAUUAUAAAAUGUACAGUUAAUUCAUGGUCAGUAAUAUAAAAUACCUUCAACAUUUAUACUGUUGCUGCCUAUAUAGAGGUGCAUUUUAUUAUGUAUGAUUUUUCAGUACACUAUGAAGUUUGUAUUUUAUCAGUUUUUAGAAUUCAGGUAGUGCCAUUUUUAAUGGUUAUAAAAUAUCUCCCUGGGCCAUUGUUUAAACUGCUGGGUCUCACACUUUAUGGCUGUUUACUUGAACUAGGUCCUGUUGUAAUGCAGCUGAGGUAGUCAACUCAAUAGACAAGGGACAUAUGUAGGUUGCGAUGAAUGUGUUAGCUGCAGCCAUUAGCAAGAAUAAAUGAAAGCAUUUCCUGAAGUGUUAGUUUGUACUGUCUUUAGAAACAUACGUGGCUGGGGUCCAAGAGUAGUGAAUUAUUAUUAUUAUAAUAAAAAAAGAAGCGCUAAGCCACAAGGACUAUACAGCCAAGAGUAGUGAAACUCUCGAAACUCUUCAAAGGUAUAUAUAGGCCUGCCACUAGCUGUGAAAAGUUAUAUUGUCUAUCUUGUGGAACAUUCAAGAGUGUAAUAUCUUGGAACAUUUGACAGCAUCAUUAGCUUAUGCUGUCUUAUUUUGUGUGCUAUCUUCAGGGAUGGGAUACCAAAAUUUUGUAGUUACUGAUACCCUCAGUUAGCCAGUACCUACUGAUACCAGUAUCUAAACUUAAUUUUAGGCUAAUGCUGAUACCUUAAAAAUUAGCAAAUAUCAGUACUUUGGCACACCCCCAGUCUUGGAUGAACAUUCAGGGUAUUCUAUCUUUGAUCUGUCUUAUAUUGUGUACUUUGGGAAACAUUCAGCAGUGUACCACUAACUGAGGUAUCCUACAUUGUGUAUUGUAAUUUAGUGUACCACUAGUGGUAGAAAAUAUUAAGUUGCCUUUUGAAA